AUGGGGUGGCCAGUCCUGCUGCUGCUGGUGGGUCUCGCUAGCGCUGCACCAGAUUGGCAGGACUCGGGCUGGGGGUCCCAUGCCACCUCCAUCAUAAGCGUGUCCAAUGGGGGCCCAUGGGGCGACUGGGCCUGGCCAGAGAUGUGUCCCGAGGGCUCCUACGCCACUGGCGUCAGCUUCAAGGUGGAACCGCCGCAGGGAGUCGCAGGGGAUGACACGGCACUGAAUGGCGUCCGGCUCUUCUGCUCCCCACCAGGGGUCAGUGGCACCUCCUCCACGGUGGAGUCGCAGAGCGGCAGGUGGGGCCGCUGGUCGGAGCCCCGCUGGUGUCCCCACCGAGGGCACCUGGUGAGCUUCGCCCUGCGGGUCCAGGCGCCCCGGCGCCGGCUCCUGAGCGAUGAAGUGGCCGCCACAAACGCCCGCUUCGCCUGCUCGGACAAGCACGUCCUGGAGGGACCAGGCACCGAGCAGGGCGAGUGGGGUAGCUGGAGCCCCCUCUGUCCCGGGGCUGUGUGCGGCAUCCAGACGCGUCAGGAGUCUCCAGGGGGGCUGCAAAGUGACGACACCGCCCUGAAUGACCUACGUCUCCUCUGCUGCAAGAAGUGA
Messenger RNA from Tinamus guttatus (white-throated tinamou), 606 nucleotides. RefSeq names its product vitelline membrane outer layer 1 homolog (gene VMO1). NCBI's taxonomy places the organism in Eukaryota, Metazoa, Chordata, Aves, Tinamiformes, Tinamidae. The record is from RefSeq and is a predicted model, not a curated record.